AUGGCGACGAAGGAAUUGUGGGCCGGGAUUGGAUCAGCCCUGGCGUUUUUAUUUACCCUCAUCACCAUGGCAAUGAACCAAUCCCGGAUCAAAGUGUUGAUCAACAAGAUCAGCGCAUACCUCAACCCAUACAAACAAAUCACCAUCCCAGAGUACGGCGCCGAGCGUUUCCAACGCAGCGACUUGUUCGUCGUGGUCGAGGCCUACCUCUCGGACUUGUGCCGUGAACUUGGGGCGCGCAAGCUCAAGGCCGAGCUGGAGAGCCACAUGCAAAGCCCCAGGCUCUGGUGGUACGCCGACACAGAGUCCCCGAAGUCCAACAUCAUCUGCUCGCGGCCUGGUGACGAGAAGCGCCGCUUCUACCGGGUUGCCUUCCAUAAAAGGUUCCACGACCUCAUCCUGGACAGCUACCUGCCCCAUCUCAUCGACCAGGGACGUGACGCCAUCGCCCGGAACCGCCAGCGCCGCCUCUUCACCAACAACCCAAGCAGCAGCUGGAGCUCCUACGGCGGCGGACACAAGACGAUCUGGAGCCACGUGGAGUUCCGGCACCCGGCGAAGUUUGACAUGCUCGCUAUGGAGCCUGCCAAAAAGGAGGAGAUCAAGGAUGAUCUCAACGCCUUCAAGGUUGGAAAGAGCUACUACGACAAGGCACCGGAAGUCCAUGAUGAUCGCCGCCAUGGCCAACCACCUGAACUACGAUAUCUACGACUUGGAGCUCACGGCGGUGAAGAACAACACGGAGCUGCGGAAGCUCCUCAUCGAGACCAAGGAAAAUCCAUCAUCGUCAUCGAGGACAUUGACUGCUCGGUCGACCUCAUCAACAAGCGCAGGGACAUGAAGGCCGACAAGAAGUCCGACGACCAGAGCGACGUGAAGACCAUGCUACAGAAGAAGGAGGAUGAGAAGGACGACGAAGACAGCAAGCUGACCCUUUCUGGGGUGCUCAACUUCAUCGACGGGCUAUGGUCGGCGUGCUGCCAAGAAGAGCGCAUCUUCGUCUUCACCACCAACUACAAGGACAAGCUGGACCCAGCGCUGAUCCGGCGAGGCAGGAUGGACAUGCACAUCGAGAUGUCCUACUGUCGCUACGAGGCGUUCAAGGUGCUGGCCCAUAACUACCUGGACAUCGACGAGCGCCAGUUUUUCGAGCUCUUCGGUGAGAUACACCGGCUGCUGGAACAGGUUGACAUGUCUCCUGCGGACGUUGCCGAGCACCUGAUAAGGACGGAGAAGAAGGAUGCCGGCGCAUGCUUGGAGAGUCUCGUCAGAGAUCUGAAAAAGUUAAAUGCCCAGAAGAACCCGGCAGCCGAUUGUCCUCCACAGGAUCCAGUUCUGACGGUGACGCCGGAUUUAAACCCGACAGUGAUCAAUAUAUUUGAGGAAGCAAGGGACAGUACAUUGGAGUCAUAA
Molecule: messenger RNA, 1413 nt
Organism: Miscanthus lutarioriparius
Lineage: Eukaryota; Viridiplantae; Streptophyta; Magnoliopsida; Poales; Poaceae
Source: the annotation of a GenBank genome assembly